Molecule: messenger RNA, 1662 nt
Organism: Closterium sp. Naga37s-1
Lineage: Eukaryota; Viridiplantae; Streptophyta; Zygnematophyceae; Desmidiales; Closteriaceae
Source: the annotation of a GenBank genome assembly
AUGCAGCGUGGUGAGAUGCGGCAUAGUCAGAUGCAGCGUGGUGAGAUGCGGCAUAGUCAGAUGCAGCGUGGUGAGAUGCAGCGCUGGUCGCAUCCACUCGCAUCGCAGCCUUGCUUAUCUUUCCCCUCAACUCUGCCCCUUCCCCGGCUUAACCCCCCUGUUUCCGCGCAGUCUUCCCCCGCGCAGCGCCCCUACGUGGCGGUGCUGAUAGUGCCCACGGGCGUGGGCGCGGAGAUCGGGGGGUUCGCGGGGGACGCGCUGCCGGUGGCGCGCGCGUUCAGCAGCGUGGCGGAGUGUCUGAUCGCGCACCCUAACGUGCUCAACGGCGCCAUGCUCUACUGGCCGCUGCCGCGCGCGCUCUACGUGGAGGGCCACGCGCUGGACCGCUUUGCGCGCGGCGAGUGGGGGCUGCAGCCCGUGCACAGCAACCGCGUGGGGCUCGUGUUCGACCGCGCCAUCGAAGAGGACCUCCUCCAACGCCACCUGCAGGUGCCGCCAUUCCGCCGCCAUUCCGCUAGUUUGGUUGGCGCUGCAUGGAGUGGCUGCAGCGACAUUGCCGCUGUGUUGCUUUCUGCUUUCUUCGUCAGCUGCCUCGCUGCUGCCCCGCUCCACCUUGACCCUUACCCCCGCCUGCUCUUGCCUGCAUGUGCCCUCACCAUGCUCCCCACAACACAUCCCCCUCGCCCCACACUCCCCCCGCCCCUGCAGGUGGCAGACGCUGCGAGGGCAACACUGGGAAUUGACAUAGUGGGAUACACCGUCACCGACCGCCCCCUCAAGGUCAUCUGCUCCCCCCUGCUCCUCAAGCCCGUGAGUCCCUGGGCGUGUGUGGGGGGCGGGCAGCAGGUGCACAAGUGGGUGGACGGCGCCACGGGUGCAGCCACGGGGCGCAUCGACGAGGCGGACUCGCUGCUGCGCGCCGUGCACACACUGCUCGCCGCACCCCUCGCCGCACACCCGCCCUCCCACGCACACGCCCUCUCGCCCGCAGCAGCGCCCGCUACAGGGGCCCGUGGGGUGGACGCGGUGGGGGUGGUGGCGCGCUUCCCUGACGACGCGGAGGAGGUGCUGCAGCAGUACCGCGAGGGGCAGGGCGUGGACGUGCUGGCGGGCGUGGAGGCCGUCAUCUCCCACCUCGUUGUCCACCGCUUUCAACUCCCCGCCGCCCACGCCCCCGCCCUCGCCCCCCUGCCCCUCCUGCCCUCCAUCGCCCCGCGCUCCGCCGCUGAAGAGAUUGGCCACACGUUCCUGCCAUGUGUGCUGGCUGGCCUCUCACGCGCGCCCCGCCUCGUCACACGUCACGCCCCUCCCACCACCGCAGCCAAACGCACAGGGGCAGGCGGAGGGCAGGAGGGGCAGGAGGGGCAGGAGGGGGCGGCGAUUGCGAGCAGCAUUCCCACCAUCAUUGGGGGCGCAUGGGACUACAGCAGAGAUGGUGGCAGCAGCAGCAGCGGCACGAGCACCAGCAUGAGCAGCAUGGGGGGAGGCGGAGGGGUGGUGUGGGCAGAGGACGUGGACUGUGUGGUGCUGCCCGUGGAUGCCUUCGGCAGCCCUGCCGCCCAGGCCCUCGCUCGCCGACCAGGCGGCCCGCCGCUGUUCAUAGCGGUGGAGGAGAACACAACGGUCAUGGAUGACCCACCCUCCAAGUUUGGCAUCCCUGCU